CGAGUAGCUACUAAAUAGACACCGCGGUGACCGGCGGUGCUGCUUUGGGCUAGCUGGAUGGCUUCCUCUGGGGAGAACAGCUCUGUACCUGAAGGAGGCAACCUACACGCACAGGACCGAGUUCAGCCGGGGCACACUUGCAAUCCUUGCGUGUUCUUCUUCUCCCGACGAGGCUGUGAAAAAGGCGACACAUGCCCAUAUUGCCAUGAGCAUGAUGGUUCCCAUGCCAAAGAAGCUCGACCACGGCGAGAGAAAAGGGAUGCAACCAAGGAGCGAAUUCUGGAGAUCUUCCAAAUUGAAGACUGGGAUGAGAUGCAUCGGGCAUUACAGGAAGAAGCUGGCCGACAUCCUUUCGCCAGAGGAGUCAUCAAGGGAUUUUUAGACAACCUCUCAUUUAGCGUCAGGGUGCAUGGCCGAGAUCUUAUUUUCUCUCUUUAGAGCAUUCCACAACAUUUUGACUUCAGAGCAGCGCGACGAUCUGACUGGAGUUACGUGCCUGCAUGACAUCCAAGUGCCAGUGCAAUCGCUUGAGUGGGCAUGUAUGUGCAUGUUCUUUUUUUGCGGAAUUUGAGGGCGCCAGCAAAUGCUGGUACGCUUUGGUGCUGUUCGUUUCUUGUACAGUUCUGGCUCUUCAAAGUCACCUGCUAGCCCAAGCUCAGCCAUUUCAAAUACCGGCAUAAACACACGAGUAGCGUUGCAAAAUGGUGGUGCCGUGCCUAGGGAUGCUGAUGAAAAACAAUGAUAGGACAAGCAAGGAGAUGCCACCUCGGUCUCCUACCCACGACAGGUUGGAUCCUCGCUUCAUGAAAAGCAGUGCUCAAUUAGAGGCAGAGCGGAUUGCUGAGCAGGAGGCGAAGGAGCAUCGAUCUGGCCUCAGCCAGAGCCGCGAGGCUCGCGAGGCUGGCCGGAAUGGCCAGGCCGGCCAGGUCGGCCAGGCAGGUGAGGCGAGCUCCAGCCGCCGCGGACCUGGCCGAAGGCAGCGGAGGCAUGCCAAAGAAGAGCUGGCAGGUGAGGUGUCAAGGUUUUGGGGCCCUGAUGGCCAAUACAACCCCUAUGGCCAGUUCUUCCCUGCACCACCUGCACCGCCUCGGAAGCCAGGCUUCUGGCUUUGGCGUCAAUCAGAAGAGGCCUCCAAGAUGUCCUCACCGGAUCCACAAUACUUCGUCACUGAUUGGGUAUUUGACUCAGAUGAGACGCAUCAGCAACAUGAACUUCAAAGGCUGGGCGGCUGGUCCUGUAGAGAUCGAGCCGAAGGUGGUGGCAAAUGUCUCGAAGUGGCACCCGCCACCACCUUUGCCUCGAUGACAUGGCGUGGUUUGCCUCAGUGAGCCAUUUACCUGGUCCAAAGCGGCCAGAGUGUUAAUGACCUACCUCCAGAAAUCGUUUUUUCACACCAAAACGAGG
Molecule: messenger RNA, 1404 nt
Organism: Durusdinium trenchii
Lineage: Eukaryota; Dinophyceae; Suessiales; Symbiodiniaceae
Source: the annotation of a GenBank genome assembly